Molecule: messenger RNA, 3342 nt
Organism: Acaulospora colombiana
Lineage: Eukaryota; Fungi; Glomeromycota; Glomeromycetes; Diversisporales; Acaulosporaceae
Source: the annotation of a GenBank genome assembly
AUGGGAAAGAGUGAUAGCGCACGCGGUGCGUCCAUGCGUGGGGAAGGAACAACAAAUCGUGGAAAAAGCUCCACUUUAGUAUCUAGAGAUUCACACCACCAGUCAAUAGAAAGUAGCGUAAAUAAAAAUUCCAAUAUCAUGAAAGAAUCAAAAGCAACAGUAAAAGGGAGCAAACCGAAGGGCGCGAGAUCAACAAAGUCGGAUCCUACACCUUCUUUCAGUAAAACUACUGAAGUUGAUGGUGAUGAUGGUGGGCUUGGGCUUAUAGAGCGGGAAAUGGAACAAGCGUUGAAGGGAAUAGAUGGAAACGAAGGAACCGAGCAGGUCAAAAGAUUCAUCUUGGGCGGUUGUUCGAGCAAGCGUUGCUUUGAGGUGAUAAUGACACGUGCUGUAAUGAAGAAAUUGAUCAGAGCAAAGGAAAAGGGCGCGGCCAUGAAAUUAAAGAUAUCAGAUAAUAUUGAAAUUAGUCUCGGCGGAAAAAAUAAAAUCUCAUUUUCAAAAAAUGUGCCCGAUCGAAUGUCAACGAUAUUAGCUUUAAAUGGAGAUGAUAUGGAGGUUGUCGGAGAUGUCACCCAACAGGUGAUCAGCACCAAAGAGACAAAUCAUGAUGCGAGACUUGAAUGCCUUAUACCCGAUCCGGAAGUGUCCAAACAAAAACGUCCGAAGUUGAAGAAAAAGGACAAAGAUUCGACUACGAAAAUAGUCACAUAUAUAGGACCCGGGGAACCGCCCCCAAGGUUUUCCAUUGGGAACGAUGAUGAUCCAGGAGUUCCAUUGAAGAAAAGGGUGAUUCAUCUUGUUGCACUGGAGGAAUUAAAUACGGAACAAAUAGCGAGCAGGGUCCAAGAUAAUGUACAAAAUGUUCAAAAAAUAUUGAAUGAGACUGCAAGUUUAAAAGGAGACGCCUGGAAACUUAAAACGGAAACAUUGUUGACACUCGAACCCUACAACUUUGCGAUGUAUGACACUUCGAAGAUUAACAAAGUGGUUUCGAUGAUGAAUGAUGCGGCCGACAAAUUAGGAUAUCCGCAAGAUUCACCUGUACGACCGCGUCCACCGAAGCAAAUAGCACUUAAUAAACACCAAAAUCCUGCACCAAUUGAAUCCAACGUGCCAAGUAAGCGACCAAGAAUUGAAACUUCACCAAGUUCCAGCACAUCCAAAUCUGUGACGCAACCUGCGAGUAAUAGAGGAGGAAAAACGACCGUUCAUGUUAAUAAUGGUGGGAAAACAAAAGGGAGAGGAUCCAAAACCAGUAAUGCCAACAAUACCUUAUCGGCACAACCUUCCACAGAGGUAUCAGAUGAUAUCUUGGAUCCUGCGGCUAAAGCUAAUAAUACUGUUCGCGGAGGGCAUGCAUCUCGGGGAGGAAAGUCGACACGGCCUCGCGGAGUAAAGACGAUCACCGAUCAAUCAGCAGGCCACGCAAAUCAGACAAACACAUCCACACGAGGAAGGAGGGGUAGACCUGUUGGGUCGAAAAAUUCUACAUCUCGCAAGAUAAAAACGACAAGUCAAAAAACCACGGCACCAUCCAGAGAAGUGACGACGAUACGAGCCAUGACAACUUCCGCUGUCAACGUAUCGGGCGAAUUGCCGCCCGUAAAAAAAAGCAGCAAUGUCUCCAAGCGGAGUCCACGUCACGUUGAGACGAUGAGUGAAUUCAGAGAGUUGCUUAAUCGCUUCAACGAAAAGUUGAAGGCAUAUUAUGAGUUAGAUGCGCGACUCGAGAGGCAUGUUGAAGCAGCAAAUGAAAUACAAGCCGACAUUCAUAAUCCCCAUUUAUCUGUCAACAAUGAGCGUAUUAUGGAGAAGUUUAAGAAUCUAUUUGAUGAGGGAACCGAGGUUUAUAAAGAAAUCGAAAUGUUUAAUUCCUUAGAGGAGGAAUUAAAGAUGAUGGUUGAAGAGGGUAUUCGUGCAGCCAAAGAGGGCGUCUAUGACGAUUCCUAUUAUCUGAGCGCCGCCUCGGUCACAAACGGAAGCACGGUUUUACCUCCUGGGGAAUUAUAUUUUUCCAAAUUCUCGGAAAACAUCGGUUUCCUGUAUACCGCGGCUGAACCUGACUCCGGUGACAUUCAGUGGUAUCUUUACACCAUGCCCACCGCACUCAACGAUCGACGCAUAACUCUUCAACGAAGUGGAGCCAUGCAAAACACCGGAGGAGAUCGGGUCAAAUACGUUGCAUUCCCGACGUCGUCAGGGGAUUAUUGUUUGGUCGUAGCGCGUUCCUACAACUUGAUCAAAUCAUUUAAUAGCUCUCAGGCACUUUCUGUGGAUGUAACAUUGGAAGAGCACCUGAAGAUUUAUGCCAAUUUCAUAUAUUCUUCGGAAAGUGGAAACGUCGUGCCAAUCCUCUUGUAUACGAGUCCCGUUCAAGAUUUGGAUUUUUUCGCGAUGAAUUGUGGCGUUGAGGCCGUGGACACUUUGGUGACAAAUACUCUGAGUUUUAACAUUACGUCAACGGAUUACCUCUAUCUGGCAACUGUUCAUAGACCUCGGACGGUAGGGCAGAAUGUAUAUGGGUACAUCCUAAAUGCAACCGGAAAUCUUGUGGAUGAGUGGUCAUUGCCCCAACCAUUUCGAGUGAAUUCUACGGGAGAUUUGUAUGGAGUGCAACCAAAUAAUUCGAUUGUCUAUGCGCAACAGUUUAACGCGUCGAGUUGGUCUUUGAGCUCCGCGAAUAUACCGGACAUUUCGAUGUUCAAUGACAGCGGCUAUUUCAAUCCACAGAUCAUUUCCACGUAUCCACCGAUCGAUAGUUCAAUUCCGUUAAGGGUCAACUCGAUCAACAUCACAUACAAGCAACCAGUCUCUUUCUCCACGGGAAACAUCGAUAUAUUUCAAUUGAGCGGGUCAUACGGUGAAAGCCUGCUUCGUCAGGCUUAUUCGGCCUCCUCAAUAUAUUGUAAUCAAACAGCGGAUUUCACGACGAUCACGUGUCAAGUAUUGAAUAGCACAUUUAAUAAGCCAGACACCACCUACUACGUGGUGAUAGAGUCCGAUUUUGUUCGUCUUAAUUCCACCUCGGAACCAUUACUGGGUGUUCGGAAAUUAGUUUGGAAAUUUACCACAAAUGAAAUUACACCGGAGGAGGUUGACGUCGCCACAAGAAGCAUCGUUCGUCUGAGCCCUUUGGGAACAGGAAUAUUUGAAAACUUGACGCAUUCGGAGAAAGACGAUGAGAUCGGCGUUCCGAGGGAAGGAAUCAAAAGAGAUAACGACGGAUUUGGUAAAGGCGAUCAACCCUACAUCAUUUUCGACACCAGUAACAUUGAUAAAAAUGACGUUACGAAAGACACCUCAGGAGGACCUGCUAUCAUGAAAUCCUCCACAAUCAGUUGA